Messenger RNA from Paramuricea clavata, 5465 nucleotides. Lineage: Eukaryota; Metazoa; Cnidaria; Anthozoa; Malacalcyonacea; Plexauridae. The record is from the annotation of a GenBank genome assembly.
UGGUACUGUUGUCUACCAUUAUUUUAACAUGUUUGCCUGUUAAUUUUGGAGCAAAUGAUUUUAGUGCAAACAAUGCUGCUUUAAUUUCAAGUAUAUUUAUAUGGUGUUCAGUCUUCUGUUUGCACCAGUUCCCUCCAGUAGAUUGGUCACCCAGGGCUGCACCCCCAACCUGUCAUAGAGGCAUCGGAAUAAAGUACAAUAUCAAUUGGGGUUGGAAGAAUCUGUUUAAAGGAGCCCCUUAAAUUUUUCAACCACCAAUUUAAUUCCGCAUUAGCAUCCUUAGAAAUAGUCAUCGAAGCCUCAAAAUUGCCCUUGUGUCUAGAUAAUGCUAUGGUUUUUUCCUUAUCAAGUUUACGAUAGUGGCUAUUUUGCGCAUGCGUAUGCUCUCUCAUACAACUCUGACACGACCAUAGCUGAUGACGUAGUAGAAUUGAUGGUUGUUCAGAAUAGUUGCAGUAUAAGGUUGGCCAACAGAGAGAUGAAAAGUGACUGCUUGACACAACAAAUUUUCAAGUUAUUGUGCUCCCUCUCUAUUUUCAAUGUAGAUAUGUCCGGGAGAACUAUGCUGACAGUGAUAAAAUAACAGAAAAGGUGACAAUUAAUCUCUUUUAGUUAUUUCUUUUAAUGACAUACACCAGCUUUUCUCAUGGUGGUGCAUCCCAAGAAGUCACUCCAAUUUGUUUGACUCUUGCUGUCAUGAGAAUACACUGGCGUAUGCAUCCAUAUUGUUUCCAUCUUACAUCUUACUUGAUGGUUGUUAAUUUUAUGUUUCCCAGCUGCCUGCAAAUGGUGCAGCACAAGGAUUAGGCAAGGGAAUAGUCACAGCUUGGAGUUUGUACGGAAAUGAAAGGUGAAACACAAGUCAUAAUAGAUGUUUUGAAAUUCACAUUGGACAAUUUUUAUAAUAUGUUUAAUGUAAUCUCAAUCUCUCGUUUUGUGUUUCAGUGCCGUUGUUUUAAUGGUUGUUCAAAGUGGUGAAAAAAACCGUGUUGACCAGCGAGUGUUAGAGUAUAGUAUACGACAGAGGUAAGAAAGUUUAGUCCUGCAGUUUUUCGUUUUCAUUGUGAAAGGUAGUUUUGACUGUAGCGGUAGUAUUUUGUUUGCAAGUGUUGCAUUGAGGCUUUAGUGAGAAUGAAUGAUGCUUGUUAGCAAACCGCGAGAUUUCAGAGCACAACCAUUAUUUUAACAGCAAUCCUGCUGUUAAAGUGAUCAGAAGAACUUUACAAGAAAUCGAGGAGAAUGGUGAAUUAAAAGACGACAAAAAACUUGUCAUGUAAGUCAACUAUUCAGCGUUUUAUAGGGCGAAGGCACCGCAGAAUUGAUUCACGACAAUAUGUUUUAUUCUAGUGACGGUAAAGAGAUUGCAGUAGCAUAUUUCCGAGCAGGUUAUACACCAAAAGAUUACUAUUCAGAAAAGGUAAAUCAACUCUUACUAAACUAUGAACGUGAAGACAUUAAGAAGUGAUCUUUUCAUAUAGAAUUGGGAGAUGUAGUUUGAGAGAUGUACUUGCUUCUAUAAAUCAGGGCAGGAAAAAAAUUUUCUUCCUGGGAGAACAACCUAUAGAGACAAAAAUUCCCUGCAGACCAACGGAGUAUGUUUAUGCUAAAUCUGCAUGUGCAUAAACAUACAGUGUUCUAGUUGCAUGACCAUGGUUUUAAAUUCAAGGAAUAAUGUCUGUCAACCUGUCAUGAACCAUAUGUUGUUGCGCCCAUAGUGGGACAUGGGUGUUAAGGUUUCUUUCAAAUUUUCAACAACAAAUCUUCAUUCAAACGAAUUUCCUGCAGCUGUUUAACCUUUCCUGCGCGCAUUGCUCGCGCGUGCUCGCCUAUUUUUUCCACCCCUGCUGUAAAUGUCAGCAUUUCUCGAGUUGACCACCAGUCCACCACACCUGGUGAGCUAACUUGAGAUGAUCACCAUCUAAUGCCUGGUUGCGUUAACUGAAAUCCACCAUAUCUGUUCUGUACAGGAUUGGUCAGCGCGGUUAAAACUGGAACGAUCGCGUGCAAUAAAAUGUCCAACAAUCGCGUAUCAACUGGUGGGAACGAAGAAGAUCCAACAAGUACUCGCAGAGCCAGGAGUGGUUGAAAGGUGGAGACUUUUUUUACCCAUUCAUGUAGCAACAUUGGUAGUUCUGUAACAACUUAACAACUCGAGUGAUACCAACAACCCAUUUCUUGAUGUGGUCAGAGUCAUGCGACUUGAAUCGUAAUUUUUGUGACUUGACUUUGUUCAUCAGAUUGACGACUUCUUGACUGGACUUGGACGAAAUGACUUGUGACUUGGUCACAGACAAAAUGACUUGUGACUUGCAAGAAAUGACUUGACUUGCACUCUUAACUCUGGACGUGAUAGUCUGAGUCCAAAUAGGGUGCUCUACUUUGACAAUUUUAAACUUCUAGGUUUCUGGAUGAUCCAGAGAUGGUAGCGAGAAUACGAAAGACUUUUGCUGGACUUUUCUCACUGGACAACGUACGUUAAACCAUCAUAGUUUACACCGAUGACUUUACCAAUAUUGUACACGAGUUUACUUACAAUCUUAAAAGUUGUUAGUUAAGUAAAAAUAAUGCAUACAAACUUGUCUUAUCUUAUCUUUACGCAGGGGGAAGAAGGGAAUAAGAAUGCAAAGAUGGCGAUUGAAAAUCCUGAUCGUUUUGUUGUCAAACCACAACGGGAAGGUGGAGGUACUAGAUAAAAAAUUAUCAACUACAGAUUACAUGCACAGAACACUUAAAACUUGACGAACCAUAGCUGUGGGAAUAGAUACGAGUUGCUUUCAUAUAUCUAACCAUAUAAAGCGCUUUUAUGCCCAUUGCUACCGCCAUUCACAUAUAUCAUUUAAAUGCUUGGUCACCUCGGUUUCAUUUCUAUGCUUACAUUAUCAAAACAGUUGUAACUAUGCAAGUAAUCAAAAAUGUCAUUUGCCACGAGCCCAUAUCAUAGAAUUAAUUUUAUUUUUAUAAUUUAAUAUAAUUAUUAUAUUAAAUCCAUUUUUAGGUAACAAUAUCUAUGGCGAAGAAAUACGUGACGUGUUAUCAAAGGAGGAUAAUUCACGUACUCAGUAUGUUUUGAUGGAGAAAAUACGACCACCCGUUCUCAAGAAUUAUAUUGUGCAAGUUCAUAAAGAUGAGAUCUUAGAGGAAGAUGUCGUCUGUGAAUAUGGAGUGUUCGGUGUUGUUAUUAGGUGAGAGCUUGUCAACGCAAACCAAAAAGUUUUGUACAACACGGCCGCUCAUGUUGUAAAUAGUAGAGACCUUACGACUUUAGGACGGCAACGCGACGGCGACGGCUACCAAUGGAAUAAUUACAAUAUAUGAAUAAUUUAGACAUUGUCCUUCGCUCUGUUUACAACGCCAAGUCACAGAUUUUCACGUCUUGAUACAACGGCUGCAUUUCAAGCUGCAACAAGUGCAACUUCAAACUGGGUUCAGCAGAACUCUUCCCAACCAUAAAACCCAUGUCUUCAACUUCUAAGACUGUAUUAAAUUCAUACGAUUGAUAAUAUACGACGAAUUAUCUUUACUACCAUUUAUUUGAAGUUUGUUUUGCCCGUCGUCGUCGCGUUGCCGUCCUAAAAUCGUAAGGUCUCUUGUAAUUAUCGGAUACAACACGGACACGAAUGUUGUAAACGGCUUGUGAAACAACGUGUUGAGAACAUUCGUAUAUUCUUCAACAAUUUAAAAUAAAUGAGUAAUAUUUGGUGAGAAAAUUGAACUUAAAGUUUAUGUAAAUCAGCAUGAUUUCUGUAUCAGAGUACAAACACCUUCACGCUCAUGAUUUCUUUUGUGUUUUCUUCAUGAAUUAUUAAUGAUUCUUGGAACUAGCAAAAUAUCGGCCUAGUCAUGCAAUAUAGCUGACAAACGAUGAGACAGCAAUUUGAAUCUGACGUCGUUGUAUAAAAUAUCUUAACCAAAAGCUGACACAUAUACGAUGAAACAGCAAUUUGGAUCUGACAUUUUUAAUAAAAUAAAAAGUGAUGACAAACAAUAAUGAAACAGCAAUUUAGAGUUAGCAAAAUAUCUUAGUCAUGCAAUAGCUGACAAACGAUGAAAAUUUUUUAUCUCACGUUUUUAACAAAAUAUCUUAACUGAGAGAUUACAAACGAUGAAACAGUAAUUUAGUAUAAGCAAAAUAUCCUAGUCAUACAAUAGCUGACAAACGAUGAGACAGCAAUUUGAAUCUGACGUCGUUGUAUAAAAUGUCUUAACCGACACUGACAAAUACGAUGAAACAGUAAUUUGGAUCUGACAUUUUUUACAAAAUAUCUUAACUGAGAGUGACAAACAAUAAUGAAACAGCAAUUUAGAACUAGCAAAAUAUCUUAGUCAUGCAAUAUAGCUGACAAAUGAUGAAACAGCAAUUUUUUAUCUGACAUUUUUAACAAAAUAUCUUAACUGAGAGAUUACAAACAAUAAAACAGCGGUUCAGGUCGCCACUGACGUUAGAAGAUCCCUAAGACUCUCUUAAACUCGUGGAGGUAAAAUGGCCCUGGAUACGAGGUUGUUAGGUUGUUAAACUCCCAACAAGAAACGUAAUUUAUGUCAAUUUAUGUUUCAUUGUAGUGACGGUGACGAGAUAGUUGAGAACAAAGUAGUGGGUCACCUGUUGCGAACUAAGAGUAUUAUUCAUGAUGAUGGAGGCGUGGCUGCUUUGCGUGCUGUCCUUGACAGUCCUUGUCUUGUGUGACUGGAUUUCACUGCUUGUAACUAAUGAAUUAUUAUGAAUCUAGAGCUGCUCGAUAGCCUUGUCUUGUACGACUGAAUAUGGUGUUUAAUACAGAUCAGUGGUUGGAACUGAAUGAUCGGAGGAUCCUGGACUAAGACGAUUGCUACGAAUAUUGAAUUAAAACAUUGAAUUAGGAUGAUGAAUAACAAGGUGUAUAUAGACUUAGGUUAAUAAAUUGUCAAACUUUAUUAAUAAUUUUAUAAUCAAAUAAUUAAAUCACUCGUGUAAUGCAGUUAGAUCAUUGAUUGGCUCAUGAUGCGCGUCCUAUUGUAAUAAUUAAAUCGAUUUUAGCAUUAGCUGUUAUGUUUCCACUUAUAUGCGUUCAAGUUUCACUAUUUUCCCACGGUUUGAAACUCCUCUCCGUCGCAAAUCAAAAACAAAGGCUGACCAUCUUCCAAAGCGAGGCAAAGUAAACAACUGAGUAUGGUCAUCAUAUGUAACCUCUCAUCCAGCGGUAACCGCUUCGUGACAAUUCUCGCGAGUUGCGCGUGUGUCACGAGUGGGUCGGGUUCGUCAUAAAACCACGCGGGAGCACCAACCCCAUAACGUUGCAUCAUCCUGUUCCCAAAGGUCACGUGAUAGUUGAUAUCCCAACCCAAAGGCUGUAACUUCUGUAUACGACAGUCCAAUGCCUGCAAAAGUUUCGCCCGCACAUCCUUGUCAGGCUCUGACGUAAUCACCUCCCUAAUAUCUUCAAGCGGGCCAUAGUAGAUACGAUUAGAGUCUGGGAAUACAUGAAGUA